CGGGGCCAGGCGGGGCUGGCGCUCUGACAGUGCUGCGGCGCGCCGGAAGCAGCCCGGGCUGCGGUGUAGCGGCGCGGCGGCUGGGCCGCUGGGACUUUGUCAACAUGCCGGUCAUCGGGAAGAUUUUCCGUCGCCGCCGGGGCGACUCGGAGUCAGAGGAAGAUGAGCAGGACUCAGAGGAGGUUCGAUUAAAACUGGAAGAGACCAGAGAGGUACAGAACUUGAGGAAGAGGCCCAACGGGGUGAGUGCUGUGGCCCUGCUGGUGGGAGAGAAGGUGCAGGAAGAGACCACUCUAGUGGAUGAUCCUUUUCAGAUGAAGACAGGUGGUAUGGUGGAUAUGAAGAAACUGAAGGAAAGGGGCAAAGAUAAGAUUAGUGAAGAGGAGGACCUGCACCUGGGGACGUCGUUUUCUGCAGAAACCAACCGAAGGGAUGAGGACGCAGACAUGAUGAAAUACAUUGAGACAGAGCUAAAGAAGAGGAAAGGAAUCGUGGAACAUGAGGAACAGAAAGUGAAGCCAAAGAAUGCAGAGGACUGUCUUUAUGAACUUCCAGAAAAUAUCCGCGUUUCCUCAGCAAAGAAAACUGAGGAGAUGCUUUCCAACCAGAUGCUGAGUGGCAUUCCUGAGGUGGACCUGGGCAUAGAUGCUAAAAUAAAAAAUAUCAUUUCCACCGAGGAUGCCAAGGCCCGUCUGCUGGCAGAGCAGCAGAACAAGAAGAAAGACAGCGAAACCUCCUUCGUGCCUACCAACAUGGCUGUGAAUUACGUGCAGCACAACAGAUUUUAUCAUGAGGAGCUCAACGCGCCCAUACGGAGAAACAAAGAAGAGCCCAAAGCCCGGCCCUUGAGAGUAGGCGACACGGAGAAGCCAGAGCCUGAGCGGUCCCCUCCUAGCCGUAAGCGUCCUGCUAAUGAGAAGGCAACUGAUGACUAUCAUUAUGAGAAGUUCAGGAAGAUGAAUAGGCGGUACUGAGCUGUGCAGAGUGGGCUGUGAAUUCUGCCUUCCCUCCCUACAUCCCUCCCACGAGAAAUGGCUUCCUGGGCAGAGCGUGCUCAUCUGCCAGCAGACAGCUCUGGAAACAGACUCUAUUCGUCCCUCUGCUUACCUGCUGGAUUUGUCAAGCACGAAAUUUAUAACUUUUGGAAACAAAACAAUAUGUAAUUGUCCACCUGGGGGCAAACUCUAUUCUUGUGAGCAUUAUUAAAUCUUGUUUUUAAAUAUAUUGACUUUCUCUUAAUAUUUGCCCUGGGUCAGGAAGAAACUGUGUUCAUAGUGUGAUAAUAUCCUUUAGAUUGUUAUGCAUCAUGUCUUCUGCUUUCACAUAUCUGGGAUGGAGUCAGAAAUGCUGCCUCCAUUGAUUACAGUGGGUCCAGCUGACAGAAAAAUCAAGGAUGAGAUGAGGAGGAUACUGGUGUUUUCUGACCUUUACAAAAUUACUUGUUUUCAUUAAAAAAGAAAAAGCAAAAACUAUGUUUCUUAUUACUAUUAGAAUUUAAUUAUUAAAUACAAAACGAGUCCAACCUUA
Molecule: messenger RNA, 1527 nt
Organism: Sapajus apella (tufted capuchin)
Lineage: Eukaryota; Metazoa; Chordata; Mammalia; Primates; Cebidae
Gene: CUNH9orf78
Product: chromosome unknown C9orf78 homolog
Exons: 9
Coding region: 105-974 (289 amino acids)
Biological process (GO): mRNA splicing, via spliceosome
Cellular component (GO): spliceosomal complex
Source: RefSeq, a predicted model, not a curated record